AUGAGACACCCAGAACCAACCCAGGCUGUAGCUGGUGAUCGCAUUGCUGCACUAUUACACGGGGCUCAUGAUGUGCCUGCGCCUCCGCCUCCGCCUGCAUCUACAUCAACAUCAACUUCUACAUCUGCGCCUGGCCCGAGUCGAUCUCGAGAUCACGAGGCUCCACGAUUAUCGGCUACAUAUACGCCUGUCUCAUUUAUCUAUAGCCCAACACCUUCGCCUCCGGUCCGGUCUUACGUUGUUCCACAUCGUGGAAGAAAUAGCGUUCUUAUAACACCCCCUCUGGCUGAACAAUCGGUCGACGCGACUCGGGUGCCGAGGUCUCUUCCUACAUAUGAGAAUACUGGUCCUCGGUUUGAGUCUGCGGCUCGGAAAGAGGAGCAGGAUGGCGACUUGGACGGCGACUCGGACUCAGACUCCAUAUCAUCUGUUUAUACGGCACCGGAAGGUGACGCGGACGUGGCUAUUUCAAAUACUACGCGGGAAAUAUCGGUUCAGGAACGUACAUGA
Penicillium cosmopolitanum is the source of this 510-nucleotide messenger RNA. RefSeq lists its product as uncharacterized. The record is from RefSeq and is a predicted model, not a curated record. NCBI's taxonomy places the organism in Eukaryota, Fungi, Ascomycota, Eurotiomycetes, Eurotiales, Aspergillaceae. The transcript has a single exon. The coding region runs from base 1 to 510 and encodes 169 amino acids.